CAGGCUUAAUUGGUUGCACAAAGACCAAGCCAGGAUGAGCAGACACGGAUUCAUUAAGCCAGGUGAAACCAAUCCUGGAUAGGUGCGCGCUCACGGCUCACUCAAAUAGACCCCGCCACAGAUCACAGAUUAACUGAUUUACCAUGGCAACUAGAGCCGCGUACUUUUCCCCGUCGGAAGCACAAAUCCUCAUGGAGGCAUACGAGGAGGUAAAAUAUAUAAUUAAGAAGAAAGGCAACACCGCCACAGUGAUAAAGCAAAGAGAAAAAGCGUGGCAAAGUAUUGCAGACCGCCUGAAUGCCAGUGAAAAAGAAUACCCACAGACAAGGCACGGGUGGUGGGUCACCAAAGGCUGACCUUACCCCAGCAGAGGACAUGGCCUUGGAGCUAAAUAAAGGCAGGCCCGUCUUAGAGGGGAUCCCUGGGGGGGAAGAGACGAGCAUAGGUUCCUCCCAAGAUGCCACCCGCUUCAUUCAAGUGUCUGGCAGCACUGUGUUCCUGUUAGAGCCACCAGCACAAGCACCAGACGAUGCUGAUCCAGGUGAAGGCCCCAGUGCAGCAGCAACAGCACAUGAUGGAGACGAUGAUGAUGAGGAGGAGACCAUCUCUCUGGAUUCCAGAAGGCAUGAGGUAUCAUGGUAAGACUGUGAAAGUACUAUUUACUCUACAAUGGUGAGGAGUCCUCAUCAAAAUCAAAAAAUCUAAUUUCUUUUACAGGACCCAGAUGCUAUACAGUGGGAAAACCAGCCUGGCAACAUAGUGCGUAUUAAUAAAAGGACACCACAUCCUGCCAAAUUCCAGCUGCGCUAAUUGUAUUGUGUUCACAGAGCUCACAAGCUAUCAGAAAGUUGUAUGGCAACCACCUCCGGCGCCAAAUAGAACUGGCAGACAUAGACAUUCAGUACAAGAAGAAAAAGAUGGAAAAUCUUGCACUGGAGUCCGAAAUAAGAGGACAAUUAGGAAACUGGACCUUGAAAUAAAAAAACUUGAGAGGGAGGUGAGAUAUGCCUUCAAUGUACACUGUAUGCUAACUGUAACACAAAUGUAUUAAUCAUUAUUUGUAUUUCCUCCCCCAGCUCCAAGAAGAUGACACAGCUCAAAAUAAAAAUUAGGUAUAUUCUCGUAAAGUCAAGUGAGCCAUGACAUAUGAGCUCUUAUUGUGAGCACACAGGACGGUGGCAUCUUUCUAAGGUUUUUUUUAUUUUCCCAGCAAUCAGUACAACCAAGUCAUCGUUAUAAGGCAUCGCCCUCUUUUGCCCACCCCCCCAGCACCAGGUGUGGCCACUAGCCUAUAUGAAGGCCCAAAAUUGUGUGUUCCUUUCUGCUCUGACAAUGGCAUGCCCAUUUGUGCGAGAUGUGGUGGAUGAAGAAGCACUUGUGCUGAGGAGAGCCUUCAGGCGAGAAAGGGUCUUCAGGGACCGGUUGGACCCACUGGCCUUCCCUGACGACCAUCUAUAUGAAAGAUACAGGUUUUCUGCAGAUGGCAUCAGGUAUCUAUGCAGACUACUGGGUCCCAGGAUUAAGCACCGCACUGCACGGAGCCAUGCACUGAGUGUGGAGCAAAUGGUUUGUGUGGCCUUGCGCUUUUUUGCUAGUGGAGCCUUCCUGUACUCAGUGGGGGAUGCAGAACAGCUGAACAAGGCCACAAUUUGCCGCACAAUAAGGAGUGUGUGUCUGGCUAUCAAAGCAUUAGCAGAUGUCUUCAUCUCCUUCCCUGGCCACAGAAGACUCUGUGACAUCAAAGAGGAGUUCUAUAGGAUUGCAGGUUUCCCCAAUGUCAUUGGUGCAGUGGACUGCACACACAUAAGGAUAAAAGCCCCCUCAGGUGCCCAUGAGGCCGAUUUUGUGAAUAGGAAAUCCUUUCACAGCAUUAAUGUUCAGAUGGUCUGCAAUGCUGACUGUGUGAUCAGCAAUGUUGUGGCAAAAUGGCCUGGCUCAGUCCAUGACUCCAGAAUCUUUCGGGCCUCUGAAAUCUAUCAGUGCCUAUCACAAGGUGAAUUCUCUGGUGUGUUGCUGGGAGACAGGGGGUAUGGCUGCCAGCCUUUUCUCCUGACACCUUUCACAGACCCCCAGGAAGCACAGCAGGCCUACAACCAUGCCCAUGCCAGGACCAGGGCCAGAGUUGAAAUGACCUUUGGCCUCCUGAAGGCACGCUUUCACUGCCUUCACAAAUUAAGGGUCAGCCCUGUUAGGGCAUGUGAUAUUACUGUGGCUUGUGCUGUCCUCCACAAUGUGGCCUGCCUGAGGAAGGAGAGGGCCCCCAGAGUGCCACCAGCCAUGGACUGGGACAAUCCGGCAAUCUUCCCUGAUGACGACAGUGGUCGGCUGCUGAGGGACCAAUAUGUGUUGAAUUAUUUUAGUUAGUAUGUGUGCUUUCAAUUUUGGUUAAAUAUGUCCUGCGGUGGCAGAGGAAUUUGGGUUUUUUUGGGUUCGUUUUUUACGAAUUUGGCCUCUUAUGAUGUUUGUGCGGUAUACUGUGUGU
Oncorhynchus keta (chum salmon) is the source of this 2482-nucleotide messenger RNA. Its product is annotated as putative nuclease HARBI1. NCBI's taxonomy places the organism in Eukaryota, Metazoa, Chordata, Actinopteri, Salmoniformes, Salmonidae. The record is from RefSeq and is a predicted model, not a curated record. Bases 1294 to 2364 code for a protein of 356 amino acids. The transcript has 7 exons.